Messenger RNA from Salvia splendens (bonfire salvia), 1463 nucleotides. Its product is annotated as adenylyl-sulfate kinase 3. The transcript has 9 exons. The record is from RefSeq and is a predicted model, not a curated record. Lineage: Eukaryota; Viridiplantae; Streptophyta; Magnoliopsida; Lamiales; Lamiaceae. Gene Ontology annotation, biological process: sulfate assimilation. Bases 219 to 1118 code for a protein of 299 amino acids. Gene Ontology annotation, molecular function: adenylylsulfate kinase activity; ATP binding.
UUUUCUCAUCCUCUUAAAUGAAAAUUCAGUUGUUCCUGCAUUCCACGUGUUAUUGUUUACGAAAUAUAAUCAAUUCAUGUUAAAUGGAGUGGAAAUCCCUAUCGAUCUCGCCGUCGUUUUGCAGAUUAAUAGCUCGAGGCAUUGUCUACAUAUUAGGCACGAAAUUGACUAGGUGAAUUUUAUACUGUUUGGCAAAUUGAGGGCAAAAUAGAGAAUAAAUGGCGGCGGUGGCUAAUCAGACCUUCAGUUUCUCUAAGCUGUCGAGGUCAAGACACGUCAAUCCAUUGGCACCUCCGGCGGCGGCGUUUCAGAGCUGCGGAGGUAGGAAGCUCGAGGUUUGCGGUGGCGCUGCCGCGAGAUCGAGAUUCGUGUCGCCAAUUAGGGCAAUGGAAAAUUCGCGCCGCGAGAUCGAGAAUCGUGCGACGAAGCACGCCAACGGCGCGGCAAAUCAAUCUCUGGUCGAUUCCGCCGCCGGAGGUAAAAAAACUGUUGAGGUGGGUACAGUAGGGAAUUCUACGAAUAUUGCGUGGCACAAGUGUUCUGUGGAAAAGUGCGAUAGAGAGGAGAUGCUUAAUCAAAAGGGCUGCGUUAUUUGGAUCACUGGUUUAAGUGGAUCAGGAAAGAGCACUGUGGCAUGUGCUUUAAGUCGUGCUUUACAUGCCAGAGGAAAGCUCAGUUAUGUCCUUGAUGGGGAUAACUGUAGGCAUGGUCUAAACCGCGAUUUAAGUUUUAAAGCUGAAGAUAGAUCUGAGAAUAUAAGAAGGAUAGGCGAGGUGGCAAAGCUUUUUGCAGAUGCUGGAGUAAUUUGUAUUGCAAGUUUAAUAUCACCAUUCAGGAAGGAGAGAGAUGCCUGCCGAGAUUUACUUCCUGAAGGGGAUUUUAUCGAGGUAUAUAUGGAUGUGCCGUUACAAGUUUGUGAGACAAGGGAUCCCAAGGGAUUGUACAAGCUUGCACGAGCUGGAAAAAUCAAAGGUUUCACAGGUGUGGACGAUCCGUAUGAGCCACCACUGAACUCUGAGAUAGUAUUGCAGCAAAGUGAAGGAAUAUGUCAUUCUCCAGCUGUUCUGGCUGAGCAAGUUAUUUCAUAUUUGGAAAUAAAAGGAUAUCUGAAGUCAUAAUGUGCAAAGGUUGUAGUUGAUUGAUCAAUCAACUACAAUUGAUAUGCUAUGUGCCCAGUUUUAGGAUAUUUGAGCGACUAAUCUCAUCUCGGUUAGUUGAUUUAUCGAUCAACUACGACGACCAACAAAUCGGAUGCACCUCCCUAAGCUGCAUUUGUCAAAUAAAUGUACGUAUCUUUUAUCAACUUUUCAUCUUGUACUGAAUAAUGUGAUGUUUUUGUUGUAUCCCUUAUUUAAUAGAAAUAGAAAAAACUGGCGUUUGUAUUAUUUUUCAGAUGGUACUGAAUAUCUUCCUAAUUCCUAUUUUAUUAUUUCUUCGAAUUAAGGAACAACAUGCUGUUGUAA